Capra hircus (goat) is the source of this 1998-nucleotide messenger RNA. RefSeq names its product RAD51 paralog D (gene RAD51D). Gene Ontology annotation, molecular function: four-way junction DNA binding; ATP hydrolysis activity; single-stranded DNA binding. The record is from RefSeq and is a predicted model, not a curated record. Bases 647 to 1498 code for a protein of 283 amino acids. The transcript has 8 exons. Gene Ontology annotation, cellular component: centrosome; Rad51B-Rad51C-Rad51D-XRCC2 complex; replication fork. Gene Ontology annotation, biological process: reciprocal meiotic recombination; DNA strand invasion; double-strand break repair via homologous recombination. Lineage: Eukaryota; Metazoa; Chordata; Mammalia; Artiodactyla; Bovidae.
GUGUGUGCGUGCGGGACAGUCAGAAGCAGGGCGACCUGACUUCCUCCUGCUGCGCUUUCGAUGCUGGAGUCUGCAGCCAGCAGGCCCUUUCAGACAGGUCUGAGGAUGGUCAGGACUUCUAAGUUCUCUUACCCUUGGUUCCAUAAACCCACAUGUGGGGUGAAACGGCGGAGAACUGCGCGCACGGACGCACGUGGAAGGACUGAGCUGCAGCUCUCUGGACUGCACCAGUGCUGUUUUUUGCUGUUGCGCUAAGCUGUGGUACAAAACAUCUCAGAGUGAAAGAUGCUACCGUUGGUGAAAACCAGCUGAAGGGUACACGGGACCUCACGACAUGGUUUGGUUUUGGUUUUUUUUGCAACUUCCUGUGAAUCUAUAAUUAUUUCAGAGUUUAAAACAUGACAAAUUAUGGGCAGUGCUAUCAAGGAAACCCAGAAGGGGCGGUGAUGGAGACUGAGAGAACCAUUGAAUGGGGCAGCGAAGAGACCUCCGGAGAGAAGUGAUUACCCAGACGUGAUCUUUAAGGCGAGAGUGAAAGGAUGAGGGGCCAGAGGGGGAACACUUGGCCGGGCCGGCUUUCCCCAAAGGAGACUCCACAAGGAGGAGCCUCCUGGCCAGAGAUGUCAGAGCGUCUCUGGACAGAACAAUGCUUGGAAGGAAUGUCUUGCUGUUCCUCCUCCCCUCCUCUCCUCCCACCUGUCCAAUCCCUUCCUUUGAUGCUCUUCCCUCCUCUUCUGCCAUCAGCCUGGACAAACUGCUAGAUGCUGGUCUCUACACUGGAGAAGUGACUGAAAUUGUAGGCGCCCCGGGUAGCGGCAAAACCCAGGUAUGUCUUUGUGUGGCAGCAAACGUGGCCCAUGGCCUGCAACAGAACGUUCUCUACAUUGAUUCCAACGGAGGGCUCACAGCCUCCCGCAUCCUCCAGCUGCUUCAGGCUAGGACCCUGGACGAGGAGGAGCAGGCAGGAGCUCUCCAGAGGAUCCAGGUGGUGCGUGCGUUUGACAUCUUCCAGAUGCUGGGCGCGCUGCAGGACCUGCGAGGCGCUGUGUCCCAGCAGGUCCGCAGUUCUUCCGGGACUCUGAAGGUGGUGGUUGUGGACUCGGUCGCUGCGGUGGUCGCCCCACUUCUGGGAGGUCAGCAGAGGGAAGGCUUGGCCUUGAUGGUGCAGCUGGCCCGAGAGCUGAAGACCUUGGCCCGGGACCUCAGUGUGGCAGUGCUGGUGACCAAUCACAUGACCCGAGAUAGGGACAGCGGGCAGCUCAAACCUGCCCUGGGACGCUCCUGGAGCUUUGUGCCCAGCACCCGGCUUCUCCUGGACAGCACCCAAGGCUCAGGAUCUCUGGGCAGCCGCCGCGUGGCAUGUCUGACCAAGUCCCCCCGCCUGCCAACAGGUUGCCAGGAGACGGUGGACUUAGGGAGCUGGGGGACUCCAGCGUUCCAGGGAGAUCACAAAGGACACUGGGAGCAGAGCCCAGUGUUCCAGGGAGAUCACACGUGAUGGUGCUGUUGAUGGGGGAAGGGGCAGGCCGCUAGGCCCCCAACUCACCUGCACAGUAAUGCCUGCUGCUCACUGCCAGCAGCCCCGCUCCCUUGCUGGGAAGCCAUCUCACCCUCAGCUCCUCUCUCUGGAAACACAGUGCUACUGGCAAGAGAGGAUGCUGUUGUGGAAGGACCCAGAAAUUCAUGCUGGUACCAAGUUUUCUUUCCUUGUUUCUACCACGUGCGUUUCCAGUGGGAGCCGGGUUCAUGGACUUGGACAUCUCUGAAGAGGAACUCUGGUGCCUGGACGGAUUAACCCUGUACAUCACCAUCCUACCCUCCAUCCUGACACAGUGACUGAGCUUGAGGCCUCUGGCUUGCCUUUGUUUCCCUUCUGUUUUUUUUUCUUUGCCUCUGUUUUUCCAUCUGUAAGAUGGGGCUUCUUUCCCCCUAACUCUGUCUUUGACUUACUGGGUGGAAGUAACCUUGUAAAUGUAACCCAUGUUGUGUGCUCAAUUG